CCUCCUCCGCCCCCGCCUCCUCCCCCAGAGCCACAGUCGCACUACCGGAGGACUGCCUGCCUGCCCGCGCCGCAGACUCUCUCCCUGAGCCCAACGCGUCUGAACGCUUUUCUCUACUUCAUCUGACCUUAAAGCCUUCAGGAAAUCACACACACACAUAUGCACACGCACACACAAAUGAUGCACUCGGCACAGAAAGACACCACUUUCACCAAGAUCUUUGUGGGAGGUCUUCCUUAUCACACCACGGACUCAAGCCUCAGGAAAUAUUUCGAAGUGUUUGGGGACAUCGAGGAGGCUGUGGUCAUCACUGACCGGCAGACGGGCAAAUCCAGAGGUUAUGGUUUCGUGACCAUGGCAGACCGGGCCUCCGCUGACCGAGCCUGUAAGGACCCCAACCCCAUUAUAGAUGGAAGGAAAGCCAAUGUGAACCUGGCCUACCUGGGGGCCAAGCCGAGGGUCAUACAGCCAGGGUUUGCAUUUGGUGUGCCCCAGAUCCAUCCGGCAUUCAUCCAAAGACCUUACGGGAUCCCUGCCCACUACGUCUACCCUCAGGCUUUUGUCCAACCCAGCGUGGUGAUCCCUCAUGUACAGCCUUCUGCUGCUACGGCAACAGCUGCUGCUGCCACCUCCCCAUACCUUGACUAUACCGGAGCAACGUACGCUCAGUACUCUGCGGCUGCCGCCACUGCUGCCGCCGCUGCCGCUGCCUAUGAGCAGUACCCGUACGCGGCCUCACCAGCACCAACAAGCUACAUGACUACAGCAGGGUAUGGAUACGCUGUCCAGCAGCCGCUCGCCACUGCUGCCACCCCAGGAGCUGCCGCUGCUGCUGCAGCCUUCAGCCAGUACCAACCUCAGCAGCUCCAGACGGAUCGCAUGCAGUAAAAGCACGAAAACUACCUUAAAGGUGGAAAGCAGGGGAUGUCACCUCCUCCCAUGAAGAGGGCAAAGUUAGGAAGGGGAAGACAGUAGGAAGCUGAAUGAUGGUUCUCACUCCCAGGUUUUAUCUUAGCAGUCUUUCUACCAAAGAGCCUGAAGAAAAUCACCAAAAACGUGGAGACAAAUGAGCAAUUACUGCAUAUUUUAUUAAAGUGAGAUCGGUAUUCUGUUACUAUUGAAUAUAUAUGAAUAUUUAUUAUUUAUUCAGUAGUAAAAUAUUUAAUGUUAAUUGAAGUACACUCACUGGACCUCACAUCAAACAUUGCUGAAUUUUGUGUAUAUAUAUUUCAGUGGAAUUUGUAUAAAACUCCCAAUUGCAUUUAUGUCUUAUAUUCAGGUUUCUUCCCCACUACUUUGAAAACAAACCAAAACACUUGCAUACAUAUGAGAACAGUAUGUUACAUCAUCAUGCAGUUUUCAGUAUUUCAUAGUUUUGGACCAGUAUUUCGUUUGGUAAAGCUAUGCAGAUGUUGAUAGAGAAGUUUUGUUAGGACUGUUCUCUGUUUUUUAAUAACUGUUUGGAGUGCGAUAGAUUAGACAUCCUCAAUUAGUUCCUUUUUAAAAUGUAUUUUCUUGAUAGUAAAUAAGACAGAAUGCUAAAGUGACAGCUGAAGCUGGUAAAAGCACUCACUUUUCUUCCCUUUAAUUUGCACCUCAAGUAAACUCAGCAGAAGGGAAGAAACAUUGUUGAAUGUGAAUCUUUCAUUUUGAAAAAAAUGUUUCAUAAUGUGCCUUUUAAAUUAUGCUAUUUAUGUAUUUAUUAUGGAGCCGUACAGUAAAAAACCCUUUAUUUGGGUUCAUGUAUUAGUAUGAAGCCUACUGUAGAACAUGUCCACAUGUGCUGCUGCGUUUCUCGUGAUCAAGAGCAUAUGUUGUAUAAGAAUGUUUAAACUGGGCUUAACGAAGCGCUAUACUAUGUAUAAAGAACAAAUUAUGAGUGGAAAGGUAGCAAUAACUUCACUUUUUCCGUGUUCUGUAGAUUUAAUGUUUUCUAAAGUAUAUCCUUAUCUCUUUAAUGUCACUUUUUAUACUUGACAAGCUUGAUAAAGGACAGCGUGACAACUGUUAACUUUUUAAAUUUUUUACAUUUGAUGUCUUUUGGCAUGAAAUGUUUUUCUAAUGCAAGGGCAUCAACCAUUUCACCUUGCCCUGUGCAAUGCUUGACUCAAAAUAAUGCAAACAUUUAAUUUGUGAAAUAAAAGGAAAUUUACUUUCAA
Xiphias gladius (swordfish) is the source of this 2159-nucleotide messenger RNA. It is a transcript of the gene rbm24b, whose product is annotated as RNA binding motif protein 24b. The record is from RefSeq and is a predicted model, not a curated record. Gene Ontology annotation, molecular function: mRNA 3'-UTR binding. The transcript has 4 exons. Lineage: Eukaryota; Metazoa; Chordata; Actinopteri; Istiophoriformes; Xiphiidae. Gene Ontology annotation, cellular component: cytosol. Bases 160 to 888 code for a protein of 242 amino acids.